AUGGCCAAGCCUUUGAUUAUCUGUUCUGAUAUCUGUCUCUCAAUUACUAUGAAGAAAAUGUUUUCGCCAAUAGCAAUUUUAGCUAGUUUGGGGGGAGGAGAGGAGGGGGUUGAUCGCGGGCGCGAGCGCGGGUCGGGGCGCGGGCACGAGCACGGGUCGGGGCGCGGGCACGAGCGCGGGUCGGGGCGCGGGCACGAGCACGGGUCGGGGGCGCGGGCACGAGCGCGGGUCGGGGCGCGGGGACGAGCACGGGUCGGGGCGCGGGCACGAGCGCGGGUCGGGGCGCGGGCACGAGCACGGGUCGGGGCGCGCGCUCGCGGUGUGGGUGCCGGCGAUGGGAAUCGGAGAGCGGGGCUGCACGGAGGAGCGGAGAAUCGGGGAGUAGGAGGGAGUAGGAGGGAGACGACAGCCGCCGCCCUCAGCAGGAGCAGCAGCGGGAGCGGGACAGGGAGUGGAGGAGGAGGAGGCGGAGGCCUUGAGAUCGGUGAGUGA
This is a messenger RNA of Leucoraja erinaceus (little skate), 492 nucleotides long. RefSeq lists its product as uncharacterized. The transcript has a single exon. The record is from RefSeq and is a predicted model, not a curated record. The coding region runs from base 1 to 492 and encodes 163 amino acids. Lineage: Eukaryota; Metazoa; Chordata; Chondrichthyes; Rajiformes; Rajidae.